Molecule: messenger RNA, 5718 nt
Organism: Plectropomus leopardus (leopard coralgrouper)
Lineage: Eukaryota; Metazoa; Chordata; Actinopteri; Perciformes; Serranidae
Gene: abcb10
Product: ATP binding cassette subfamily B member 10
Biological process (GO): oligopeptide export from mitochondrion
Cellular component (GO): mitochondrial inner membrane
Molecular function (GO): ABC-type oligopeptide transporter activity; ATP binding; ATP hydrolysis activity
Source: RefSeq, a predicted model, not a curated record
UUGAAUUCACUGGAGCAGGAGGAGGAGGACUGGUGUGUGUCUACUACAUAAGAGCCAAACCAGGGUCACCUUUCUUUUCUCUACCCGUUUAGCUUCCUCUCAGGUGAAUAAGGUGCAUUUAUCACAGUGGAUGUGGUGCUAGUGGCUCCUCGGAGGCUGGUGUUUCCCCGUCAGCCGCCCGCAGAGCUCAUAUUCAGCGACAGAUGACAGUGACAGGAGGCAGGGUGUUGUUAGCUGCUCGGUGAUAAGAGAUAAACGGGGUGAAGGCGGCUGUCAAGCGCAGAUAAAACCCUAAAAUAACGGUCUGAAUGCGACAAUGCGGCGGCAAGAAGCUCAUCGGCGGCUCGGCUGUGGACGCGGAUCGUUGAUCUGAAAUGUUUCUCCGAGAGGACUUCAACAAGAAACACCUCACCAUCAAUCACUGAACCAGACUGAGGAGAGAAGAGUGUUUAUUUUACGUUUUGUUGAGCCACGAUGGGGCUUUUAAUUCGCAUGUCAAGGUGCUCACAAACCAAACUGAAGCUAACACAGCCGAGGAUGUUGUGGCUGCAGCACCGGCCGACUCUCUCAGCUGCCCUCCGGAGAAAGAGGCAGUCCGCCGGGGUCAGCUCAGUCCACCCGACCCCUGCCUUCACUCUCUGCUCACCCUUCAUGUCUGUCCUGCCCCGCAGAGGUCUCUCUGUCCUCUCCUCACACACACGGACAGUCAUACACACACCUGUUGCCUUUGCCAGCUCCUCAGCCGCCUCCACACCCUCACCUGCCGGCUCAGUGAAGACCCAGACGGACACAAAGACAGCCCAGACACCGACCACUGUCCCCCUGGACGAUGUCAAAAGGAUCCUGCAACUUGCUCACCCCGAGAGAUGGAGACUGGCAGCUGCUGUUGGCCUCCUAACUGUCUCCAGUGCGGUAACCAUGUCAGCUCCGUUCUUCCUGGGUAAAGUGAUUGACACCAUUUACAACACUGGAGCAGACACUGAGACAAUGACAGCCUCCCUGAUGUCACUGAGUAUCAUGCUGACGGGACUGUUCCUGUGCGGCGGAGCAGCCAACGCUGCCAGAGUCUACCUCAUGCAGACCUCAGGCCAGCAGAUUAUUCGUGAUCUCCGCACCUCCGUCUUCUCCUCCAUCCUCAGACAGGAAGUGGCAUUUUUUGACAAGAACAGGACUGGCGAGCUCAUCAACCGCCUCUCUGCUGACACUGCCGUGGUGGGCCGCUCAAUCACUGACAAUCUGUCAGAUGGGCUGAGAGCGAUGGCCCAGGCAGCUGCAGGUGUCGGUAUGAUGUGCUACGUCUCCCCCAGUCUUGCGAGUUUUGUGUUGCUGAUUGUUCCUCCUGUGGCUGGUCUCGCUGUAGUCUAUGGCCGAUACCUUCGCUCCAUCUCCAAAUGCACACAGGAUGCACUCGCACAAACAACACAGUUGGCGGAGGAGCGAAUCAGCAACAUACGGACGGUCAGAGCUUUUGGUAAAGAGCUGUCAGAGGUCAGCACAUACACACAGAAGACAGACCAGGUCUUCAGCCUGGCCAGGAAGGAGGCUCUACUGCGAGCCGGCUUCUUUGGAGUGACUGGUCUCAGUGGUAACAUCAUGAUCCUGUCAGUGCUGUACAAAGGAGGCCUCCUGAUGGCCAGCCAGCACAUGACUGUGGGAGAGCUCUCAUCGUUCCUCAUGUACAGCUUCUGGGUGGGCAUCAGUAUUUCAGGUCUGAGUUCGUUCUACUCUGAGCUGAUGAAGGGUUUUGGGGCAGGAGCCAGACUGUGGAAGCUGCUGGACAGAAAGCCUGAGUUUCCUAUAAAUGAGGGCCUCGUGCUUCCAUCAGACCAGCUGAAGGGUCAGUUGGAGUUCUGUGACGUCUCCUUUGCUUACCCAAGCCGUAAGGAGGCACCCAUCUUCCAGAACCUCAGUCUGCGGGUCCCAGCUGGGACCAUCAUGGCUGUGGUGGGACCCAGUGGCUCUGGAAAAUCAACCCUGGUCUCACUGCUGCUCAGACUGUACGACUGUGAUGCUGGUAUCAUCACUAUAGAUGGUCAUGACAUUAAAGAUCUGAAUCCCUAUUGGCUCAGGAGUCACAUUGGGACUGUCAGCCAGGAGCCCAUUUUGUUUUCUUGCUCUGUAAGAGAUAAUAUCGCAUACGGUGCAGUGGAUCCUGAGGCUGUGACCACAGAGGAAAUCUACAGGGCAGCCAGAUUAGCCAACGCCUUUAAUUUCGUCCAAGCUUUUCCUAAGGGCUUUGACACUGUAGUGGGGGAGAAAGGAGUGCUGCUGUCAGGUGGUCAGAAACAGAGGAUAGCCAUAGCCAGAGCUCUGCUAAAGAAUCCUAAGAUCCUGCUGUUAGACGAGGCGACCAGUGCACUGGAUACUGAGAAUGAGUUCCUGGUCCAAGAGGCCCUGGAGCAUCUAAUGAAAGGGAGGACAGUCGUGAUCAUCGCUCACCGUCUGUCCACCAUACAGAAUGCAAACGCCGUUGCUGUACUGGACGAGCGGCGUAUAGCCGAGUGUGGCCAGCACACAGAGCUGCUAGGCAACAGGCAGGGACUGUUCAGGAAACUGAUGGAGAAACAGGCGUUUCUACAAGAUGAACAGAAACGAGCACUUCGCUGAGAGCACUGGGAGUCGCAUGAAGAGGAUGAGGAAGAAGGAGAAAUCAGGAGGUGAGGUCAAUGCCUGGGAAAAAACGGCUUUGCUCCUGAAGGGGUGGGGCAGAGGGAAAAAUUAUAUCACCUGGAAUUAAUAGAGAUGGAUAAAAGCUGAAGGAAAGCAGACUGUCCACAGGAGGACAGAUGAACACUAGAGAGAGACAGGAACAUAGAAAACCACUAAGAAACAUUAAUGGGGUUUUCUUAAAUGCUGCCAGUGUCUUUUCACUGCUGAAAUGACUAUUUAGCUCCACACGAAGAGGCGUUCGGAUCAUAAAACAAACAGGGUAAUCCACAGUCAGGACUUCCGAACUGAACAAUGGAUCAGGAAAAUAUCUAAUUCUACACUGAAAGACGAGGUCUAAAUGGGAGUGAAAAGGAAACACGAUGAAGACAGGCACUCCUCACACAGCGACAUGUUGUUUUUAAAAUAUUGUCACUACCAUAGUUUUGGGAGAAAGCUCAGAUCCUGUUUUAAAUAUUUCAGGCAUACCAGAAUUUAAGUGUGACCUUAUGAAUCUGGUGCAAAUGACUUUCAUGGUCUUCUACCGGACACUAUAGUCUGUUAUCACUUCAUAAUUUUUCAUAACCAAACCAAAAACAGUCCAGUAUCAUGUAUACAAAACUGCAAAACGUGUAUUUGUAUCUAUGUAUUAUUGCUUUUCAAAAACUUGAAGCUAACAUACAGAGCCUUUUACGUUCAUUUAUGAGUCUCAAAUGAAGCAGCUAUUUUUUGUUUUAAAGCAGGACUGGACACUAUUAAGACAAGAGCUGGGUCCCAGUGCUCGAUAUCAACCAACAUAACCCAGUACCAAGUAUUAGUGAAACGUCUCCAGUCAAACAAUUCGUGCAUUUGAUCCUUUUUGCGCCACGGGUCUGAUCCUGUGUUGUCCCAACUCCCCACAGGAUCAGCAUACUUUCUGUUACAGCCAUCUGCAGAACUACUGUGCUGCUGCAGAGUCACCAAAAUGGCCGAAAUAAUGACUACAGGCAUACCAGCGGCAUCACUUUAAGGGUACUGGUAUUGUAACUUUUCAAAAGAUGUCGUGCCCUAAUGAGGACAUAGAAUAAUGUGUGCACAUUUGCCAUAAAAAAUAUCAGCGAUUAUCCUGUAAUUAAGAGCUGAGGUGCUUCCAUAUCUUCAAAAACAUUAUUCCUCUUAUCCGGGAUUUGGUCUCGGUUAAUCAUAUUUACAUCUGAAAUGGUUUGACAACAUAUAUUCAGUUUUUCUUGCACUGGAUUUGACUAACAGCUCUGAAACUGCUAAACAUUACCAUCUAUCUUUGACAAACAAAUAAAAGGUGCACUUGGGAAAGCUGAUUGAGGCCUGCAUAACAGCCUCCUCUCUCCUCUCUUAGAUAUUCUGCUGCUCUCAGGGAGGAAGGUUAGGGAGACAUGCCAUGAAAGUGGUGAAGGUGGCCUGUGAGUCACGAUAACCUCUCUCUUAACAAUAAUCUCACUGUCCAAAAUCCCUUCAUCUUUUUUAAACUGUUUUAUAAUCCUAAUAAUCCUUGUAAACUUCAUUGGUUUAAUUUAAAAAGGUGGAAAAUCAGAGGCUGACAUUACACCUCACACAGGCUGUAUACUGUAGACCACUGUGUCUCUCAGUCUCCCCGACGCUGGAACAGGAUGUGCACUUGGCCAGCUUUAAAUCCUGUGUAAACCGCUCUAAAAGCCACAGCGCUGUUGUCGGAGAGCCUGACUAAGAUGCAAUGAUUCUUCAGUAAAUAUUUACAUGGAAUACGUGUCCGCCUCACUGCUCAGGGGGAGUCUGCUGGACCAGAGUGUUACACCAGACAUGCAAAUGGUCUCAGCUUGGUUUUCCACAGCUCUGAAGGGACUGCAGGUUGGAUUGUUUCUAGAACUGUUCGUAAGAAACAACUAAAUAUCUGAUUAGAAGCUCAAAAUAACAUUGAUUUACAGCACAGGAUAUAUACACAUUUACAAAUGAUCGCAAAUUAUUUAAACAUCCCCUCCACUCAAAAUGGUGUUUUUCUUCUGUUUAUUUCCCCUAAAAUGUCUGACUUUGACUAUACUGACUUGAAUCUGUGUAAAGGUUGUCACCAGAGAGGCGUUUUCACAUUCCUCUGAGGGGGGUGAUGUCUGCGCUUCCAUAAAAUCCAACCAAAUCAACAAAAUAAAUGUUUGCAUUGUUCGUUUCUGCAAACCAUGGAUUCAUAACAUUUGUAUGUUAUUAUGUAGCAAAAAGAUUGAAACUUAAUAUUUAUUGGCAACAAUUCUUUGGUCAAUGUUUGGUUUUCUUUACGCACAAAAAACACCAGCUUUUGGGGGCACAAUUCCCACUUUUAAAGCAGCAAUAUCUUGGUUAAAAAACAUUUUUUGGUGGCAAAAUAACUGCUAGAAAUGUAGUACGUCUCCGACAAAACAAUUGUUUCAUUAUUUGUUGGUCUCAAACAGCGGUUUGCAGCCUUGCAACUGUCAGUGUCACACCAUCCACCAUGCCCUCCAACUCCUAAUGACAAAUUCAGGUCAUAUUAUGUAAUCAGAACUAUGUCACUCUGGAAACAUUGAUACAUAGAAAUGUAACAAAGGUGUGGUUUACACAAAUGUACAAUGUCGACAUUUUCUUAUGGCAACUGGGCUGCUAAAAUCUGAGCUUUAGACUUACACUAGACGAGUUAGAUGAAGUACAUCACUAAUAAGAAAUCCAAUCACUGUCUUAUGUGCAAAAGCCAGCAAAGAAACCAGGAACCUCCAGUGCAGAGCAUACUUGUCAGUGCAGAGAGCAGGGCUUGCAUAAGCUCACUGAAAGUUUUUUUUUCCACUUUUUAUGUGGAAAAAUGAUAUCAAAGGAAAUAUUAAUCAUAGGUAAGUACUUACUUAAAAACAUGUCACAAGGGGAACUUAAAGUCAGUCUAUAUUCAAAUCUAUAUUUCCUAUAUUUGUAUCAUCUAUUUGGUCAGACAGUAUAAAUCGAAUUGCAAAAAACCUAUAUGAAUACAUUAUUUAUACAAUAUUUUUCAAUCAGAUUUCUUUCUUUAACUGUCCGACUAAAUUGACGAGAUAGCAAACCUGUGUGUAUUUCUCUGUUUCUCUGUUUAUUCUAGGUAUUUUU